Molecule: messenger RNA, 429 nt
Organism: Aspergillus aculeatinus CBS 121060
Lineage: Eukaryota; Fungi; Ascomycota; Eurotiomycetes; Eurotiales; Aspergillaceae
Exons: 1
Coding region: 125-343 (72 amino acids)
Source: RefSeq, a predicted model, not a curated record
UUGAGAACCCGAACUAACUAAUUACCAGCGGGUGGAGCCUCCCAAGUCUCUCUCCGAGUCUCCGUCGAGAGUCCAUGAAGGCAAAAAUCUAGCCUUGUCCGAGUCCAGAUCUUCAUCUUAGACCAUGGAGGCGCGUCUGCCGAAGUGUCGACGGGGAGAUUGUCCUUCUCACAUAAAUCUGGCAACCCCGAUGUAUCCUCCGAACUUCCUCCUUUCUGUUGUUCUUCCCUCGCUCACAAUUCUCAAUUCCGUUUGCGGCAAUACACGAGUCCGACGGACUCGGGAAUAUUCGCAGAAGCCACUAGAAUUCACCAUCCUCGCAUAUAUAAUCACACUCGGAUAGAGGUCACUGCAUCGUCUUUAUCAUAUGGCGACAAUGGCCACCGCUGACCUCGAAAGAACGCCUUCAGGCAAGUGAAGUCUCCCCCC